UUUUAAAAAAAAAAGUAUUUUGAAGGAUUGAGGCGCAAGCGCACUUCAAUUGUCUUUCAGAGGGUUCCGGGAGUUAAUAGUCGUCAGGGUGAGCCUAAGACGAGCUUUCGGGUGUUGCUUUCAUUUAAUUCUCGCUCUCUUUAUUUGACAAGGAUGUUGCUAUGUUCAUGGAAUCAUAAACAAGCCAACCAUUCUGUAGCUUAGCAUGCUAUGGCAGUUUUACUAGUAUGGGGGUCCUGUGGUGAGGGGAGGCCGAAUGUCAGACCCAGCGUGCAACUUACCAACCACACAAACCGCUACGCGGCUAGGCAGGCUCGGCGACGCCGCGUAUCGAACGGCCGGCGCCAGUUCCAAACGAGCUGCCGACGCCCCGCCAGUUCCAACAAGCUGCCGACGCCCAGCUGAUGACGUUCUGCCUACGACGCGCGUCUUCCUUUCUCCAUGACCUACUAAUGUGAAGGACUGCUUUGAAUCGCUGGCGACGCGUGUGUUCCUCCCUCCCCCUUCCCCCGUCAUUAACUAGGGGACUGAGUUGGGCUGAUGUGAUGUUCGUCGAGUAACCGAAAGGCUGGGUCUGACAGACAUGAGGGUGUGGUGUGGGUGGAGUUAUACGCUGAGGGGCUUGAGGGGGCGGUGUGGGUGGAGUGGUAACUGGUGAUUGGGGGUGUGGACUAUGGGUGUGGUUGCGGGGUUUAUUUAGCGCACUGGGACGGGAGAUCUCCCAGGGCUGACUUUCUUUUCAACUUAGUACAGUAAUAAAACGAAAGACUUUGUUGAAUCCUGCAUCGUUCCUAGUACAUGGGUUUCGUGCCUGUAGGUAGGACGUGCUUACAAACCCACAACGAGUGCAACGGGUGCAGCCUAUGCAAGACCAGAACUGUUGUCUCAUGCAACAGCAAAGAAAUACGAUUAGCAAAGGGGAGAAAUCCUCAGCACAAUUCAUACAGGAAUCAAUGAUGGGGGUGGGGUGCUGCACUCACAAGGGGUGGCCACAAGACAGGAGGCACUGGGGGAUCAUCCUAUAGCAAAGUGUACCCAGAUACGUCCAAAGCAGGCAAAGAGAGUUACAAUAAGAGAGGCGGUGAUCCCUGAACUUACAAAUAUACAGAUGGAUGCGAGACUAUUAGAAACAAUAUGGUCAACUGGGGUGGGUAGACCAGUGAUGCGUUCUAUGAGCAGCGCCAGUCUUAUGAGCAGGCUUUCAAACCUCCAGCAUUCCACUCUGACAACGUUGGCAGUUAGCCAACGAAAGCUAAGUUUCUCCAGCAUGAUGUCAGAAGAAUCCACCAAUGGGUUGUCUCAGUCCUCCUGCCCAAUCAGACCAAGUUGUCAAGUUGUCACGCCUCCUCAUUAUCUGGGGACCUCCCAGUUUUCUUCUUGGUCUUCGCCCAUACAGACGUGAUUUCUUGACUCUCUCUACGUUGGAGCAGGUCUGAUAGAAAAUUUACUAAUUGGUGGAUCCUUUAAAAGAGUUUAGCAGCUUAAUGAGAGUUUUGUUUCCCCUCUGUAAGAAUUUGAUGUAUUCCCCUCCUCAGGGUUAGGUUAAAACUUUCCAAGGAAAGGGGGUGGGUGGGUUUUUCACUUCCCCAGAUUCAGUAUCCUGCUGAAUCAGCAAACAAACCUUGCCCUACACAGUGGGGGGGGAGGUUUAACUUGUACACAUUUCAAAGGUGUUGUUGAAAGAUCUCAGUUUCACGUGCGCAGUUCCUUUCCUUCUUUCAUUUUCGCAGCCUCGUGGCUUCUCCCUGGCCGGGCUCGGCUAGGGACUCUUAGCAGCCACCAUUUGAAUUUCAAAAGGCCUAAUCUCACUUCUAAACACUUUAUUAUUGCUGCAAGAAGGGAAAGCCCAACGGUGGCCUUACAAUCACUUAAAGCCACUGCAGAAGCAUUAGGAACCUUGUGGGGCAGCGGUAAAACCUUUUGCGCCUAACGGCUGUUAGGUGCAAUCCCCUGCUUCACGCACUGGGCCAAUUAGCAGAUUCCAAUUAACCUCGUUUGUGGCAGUCACUGGUCCCUUGCACUGCAGCAUUAAUUCUAUCCCUCAUACCCCCCUUCUUUACCCCCCCUCCCUCCUGUUAUUCCCUCCAAGGGAAUGUUCACAGAGCCCGCCAUUUGGAGGCUCAAUCCUCCUGGCAGUCGCCAUUUUGAAUUUAAAUAAAUAAAUAAUAAAAAAUAAUAAAUAAAAUAAAAUAAAUCUAAAUUGAAUGCAAUAAUGGGGGUGAACUACAAAUGUUAAUUGUAUUAAACUAGAUUGAUUAACAAAAUUGCUGACUCCUUCAUCUGAGUCUUAGUUUCAGCCAUCACCUGAUCUAGCUGUGAGCAAGAAUGUGGUACCAAUAGCAGCUCUGGUUCUUCAGCCUGGUUGCCAUAUUGCCUGUCUGCCCUUCUGCAUCUGGUGGCUGUUCCAGCAUCCUGACCAUCGCCACUACUGUGGGACACGUGUGAUUCUUCUCCACCCAAUCCACGUAGGUCAGUCCCCUGCGGGGGCCUCUGAUGUCCCUUGCAGAACGAAUCAGGCCAAAGGCAACUUUGGGUUGAUUUCGAUGGAAAUGGCAUACCCUUCUGAGCCACGUUCCUUGGACAUGGACGUCAUUCCCGCCUCAACUGAGCCGACACCCGAGCCUCCAUCAGAUAAGGUGAGAGCCAAGUCUAAGCCUGGCAGGAAAGCUGGCACGGCGAGCGACAAACUGGCUGAAUGCACCCACUGAGCCCUGGAGAAGCAAUUCUCCCAGGCCCAACGCUUGUCUGCUGAAGGAGGUCUCACAUUGCCGACCUCCGUACCACCGGACAGGGGAGAGCCUCAACCAUCCACAUCCAGAGUAUGGUCACCAGAGACGGGGUAUCAACAGGUCCCAACUCGGACCCUUGGUCAGGUAGGUCCACCCGUGUUUGGGGAGAACUUUGCCUUGCCAGGUUCAUCUGCAGCACCCACUGCUGCCAGCACAUCACUUGCUGCGGGGUUAAGGCUUCCGCUAGAGCAGUCCGUCUCCGACCAGCUCCAAAUGUGGAUAUCACAGGCAGUGUGCCAAGCCAUGGCAUCAGCGAGUCAUCAACAAGCCCCCUCCGUUCCAGGGCCAUCCUCUUCUUCGCACCAACAACUGCCGCGAGGCCUCCACUGGAUCAAUCAGGUAUGGUCUCUCCCUCCCAAUCCCCUGAUUCGGACCCGGAUGUUUCAGAUUAUGGGGGAGGCAAGGACGGUUGGUCGGAUUGCGAGGAACCAUCUUAUGAAUUCCAAUCCAUGGCGGAGCUUUUUAAUGCUUCGCUAUUUCCGGCUUUGUUACGCAGAGCGUGCGAGGCAAGUAAGCUUUCCCCUCAGUCAGUACCAACCCCUCAGCCUUCCUCCGAUCAGGAAACCAAUCCUUUGUUUGCUGUGCCUGUAGACACGCACCUCCAUAUCCCUUGUCCACAGUUGUUCUUCCAAAAUGUGCAGGGUCAGUGGGAAUCACCAGCAGCCCAGCCGUCACAGAGCGCAUCUGAGCGCAAAAUGGUAGACAUGCCUAAGGCAUUCGGAGACCUACUAGAGGUCCCAAAAGUGGAUGAAUCGCUGGCACCGCUAUUCUCCACUGCCAGCCUUCCAGCUGAUGUAUCUGACGCCCUUAAGGCAGAAGAUAAAAAAUCUGAAAUGGCCUUAUGCAAAGCGCACUUGGCAUCUGCCUGGGCUGUGAAGGCAGUGACGGCCACUUCCUUCUUUGCAAGAAUCUCUAUCACCUGGCUGCGUCAGCUGCAGGAUAGAAUCCCACUUGAGGAAACUAGAAUGCAUCAGGACCUAACAAAAAUAGUUGCCACAUCUGAAUACAUGGCCGAUGCCUCUCUGUAUUCAGCCAAACAUUCAGCCUGGGCUAUGGCUUCCAAUGUGAUGGCUAGGAGACUCCUGUGGCUAAAGAAUUGGAGACCCGAAAGUAAGCAUAAGUGGCGUCCGGCCACAGCCCCUUUCAAAGGUGGCAAAUUAUUUGGGGAUGCACUAACGCCGUACUUAGUUGAAAAUAAACAGAAGCAAAAGGUGAUCUCCCGUGUGGCAAAGAGGUCCACAAGACGGUUCAUCCCUUACAGUCGCUGGCAGCCCUUUUGGGCAGGGACAGCAACAGAGUCGGCACAACCAUACCGACCGGUCACUCCCAAAGAGGAGCGCCCACUGGACAGGACAGGUUAUAGAGACAGGUCCAGGUACCAGCCACAACCCAAACAUUCCUUUCAUGGCCGAGGGGGUCAGUCCUUCUGCCGAGGCAAAUUACUCGGAGGGAAAUCCCCCCAUUGGUGGCAGGCUCACUCACUUUACUCACCAGUGGGAAAACACGACCACAGACUCCUGGGUGUUGCGUACCAUAAGGGAAGGCCUGUCCCUGGAGUUCAAAUCCAUUCCAUUCAAUCACUUUGUGUCUUGCCCAGCCAUGAGAAACCCAGUAAAGAGGGGACUCAUGGAGGAUGCUAUACAGCAUCUACUAGCCAUCAAGGCGAUAGAGGAGGUUCCCCCAAGCCAGGUGGGGCAGGGAUAUUACUCAAUCCUGUUUUUGUCCCAAAGUCUUCGGGGGGAUGGAGGGCAAUCCUCGAUCUCAAGGGAUUGAAUCUUCACCUUCAUUACAAACGGUUCAAAAUGCAAACACUGCACUCCAUCCUAACCAGUAUCAGGUGGGGAGAUUUAUUAACAUCCAUAGAUCUGAAGGAGGCAUACCUCCACAUCCCUAUUCUCCCAGCUCAUCGCAGGUACUUAAGAUUCUGCUAUCUCAACCGCCAUUUUCAGUACAGAGCCCUUCCUUUCGGCCUCUCUUCAGCCCCCAGGGUCUUUACCAAAAUCCUGGCAGUGUUGGCGGCUCACUUGCGGCUGGUCCCAGUCAGGGUCCAGUGCUACCUGGACGAUAUCCUGAUCCAGUCCCCGUCUGUCUCAGCCGCCCAUUCGGAUUUGACCCUCACUAUACAGACUCUUCAGGUCCACAGCUUCCUGAUCAACUUCAAAAAGAGCCAGAUGAAUCCAUCUACCCGUCUGCUUCACCUGGGAGCAGUAAUAGACAUGGAAUCGUGUCAUGUGUACCUGUCAGAGGAGAGACGCAGGAGCAUCAGGGACUUGGCUCGCAAGGUACGCAGGGACAGAACCGUGGCAUUAGCCACACUUUCUCAGCUCCUGGGCAAACAGAUCUCAUGUAUAGCAAUCGUGCCGUGGGCUCGGCUACAUAUCCGGGAGCUUCAGUGAUUUCUUCUCCCAUACCAAAGACAGCAUACCAGUACGUCCAACAGACGGGUUUGGGUUCCCCAUCAAGUACGGUUUUCCCUUGGCUGGUGGACUUCAUCGGCCGUCAGCAAAGGGACCCUGUUCAAAGAACCCAACCGCCUUCAGGUGACCACGGACGCCAGUCUCUUCGGUUGGGGGGCUCAUCUCCAAUCCCGGAUAGCUCAGGGUCAGUGGUCGCAAGCAGAUCUCAAACACAUUAUAAAUUGGUUGGAGCUCAGAGCGAUUUAUCUAGCUCUUCAAAAAUUCCACACAGAAGUCAGGGGCCAGCAUGUACUGAUUCAAACAGACAACGUGGCUGCAAAGGCCCACGUGAACCGGCAGGGGGGCACAUGGUCGAAAUCCCUCAUGACGGAAGCCCGAGCAUUGGGCACCUGGGCAAAGAAACACCUGCUCUCCAUCAGAGCCGAACAAAUUUCGGGGGAGGCAAAUCGACAGGCAGAUUUCCUCAGCAGGUCGACAAUAGAUCAUUCGGCGUGGAUGCUUCAUCCAGAUAUCUUCAGGGAGAUAUCAGCCAAAUUCGGCAGUCCGAUCAUGGACCUGUUUGCUGCCCUGGAGAACACUCAACUUCCCAGAUUCCUUUCCCGGUUCCCUUCUUGGGGAGCAGAAGGAACAGACGCGCUUAGCAGCAGGUGGCCAAAAGGCCUAUUGUAUGCCUUCCCCCCAUUGCCUCUACUUCCUGCAGCAAUCAGGAAGCUCCUGGAGGAACAAGCGGAGGUGAUCUUCAUCGCCCCUUUCUGGCCCAGGAGACCAUGGUUCGCGGAUCUGGUGAGUCUUUCAUUUUCAGCUCCAUGGAGGAUUCCCGACAGUCAAAUAUGGCUGAUACAGGGAGAUCUACAACAUCCAGAUCCACAAUGGCUUCAACUGACCGCCUGGCACUUGAACGCCGCACCCUAACCAGGGAAUCUUACUCAGCGGAGGUGAUUGCUAUGAUACAGGCGGCCAGGAGACCUGCAACGAACCGGCGUUAUGGCCGUACAUGGAAGCAUUUCUGUCAAUGGUGUGAUAAGAAACACGUAUGUCUAUCACAGGUGACGAUUCCCAGGGUUCUGGAAUAUUUAAUGGAGGGCGUCAACAAGGGGUUGGCACCCAACACUUUGUGCAGACAGUUAGCAGCCCUGUCCUUAAUUUUGUCAUGGGACUCCUCAGGCUCCUUAUCAAGACAUCCAGCCAUUUGGGCUUUUCUUAAAGGGGUCUCAAAUACCAGACCACCUGUAAUUCACAGGUAUCCCUCCUGGGACCUACCCCGAGUGCUUCAAGCUCUAACAUCUUCUCCUUUUGAACCACUCAAAACAUGCUCAUUACGUGCUCAUCCACGCCCUCCCUAAGUAGAAGUCAGUCAGGUCCGGGUGGAAUGAUUGUUCUGUUAGUUAUCGUUACUACCUGCUUGAGAGUCAUCACGUCAUACUGUUGUCAAUGGCUUCGCCCGUCGAUGAAAACUGGGAGGUCCCCAGAUAAUGAGGAGGCGUGACAACUUGACAACUUGGUCUGAUUGGGCAGGACUGAGACAACCCAU
Molecule: messenger RNA, 6737 nt
Organism: Crotalus tigris (Tiger rattlesnake)
Lineage: Eukaryota; Metazoa; Chordata; Lepidosauria; Squamata; Viperidae
Gene: EXOC3
Product: exocyst complex component 3
Exons: 3
Coding region: 2822-5185 (787 amino acids)
Biological process (GO): exocytosis; exocyst localization
Cellular component (GO): exocyst
Molecular function (GO): SNARE binding
Source: RefSeq, a predicted model, not a curated record